Molecule: messenger RNA, 4339 nt
Organism: Linum trigynum
Lineage: Eukaryota; Viridiplantae; Streptophyta; Magnoliopsida; Malpighiales; Linaceae
Source: the annotation of a GenBank genome assembly
ACAUAAUAUAUUCCGGAAGCACAGACGUACUCACUUAUACUGGAAUGUGAAAACAAUAUGCAGAUGAAAAACUCUAGUUUUGGGAUGGAAUUGCUGUCUAUCAGAAUAUCCAGUCAUUUAUCGAUUUUCUGUGGAUUGAUUGCCACUAAUCAAAAUGUACCAGAGAUGGAGAAAUUUGUUGUGGAAACAGAUAACGAAGUAACCUUCUGCUCCUGGAAAUUGGACCAAGCUUCAACACUAUCCUUACUCAUGCAGUCAUGCUAAUGUUUGGAGUAAGUUUUCAAAUCUGCUUGUCCGCAUACUCCACUCUCCAAUGAUGUUUGAGCUACAUGUCAAUUGCGUAACACUGGGGGAUCUUGACUAGGCCAUCUCGACUUACCAGAUGUUGGAUACGGAAAUGCUGUUGAGAGUGGCGACACCAAUAAGCACUUUGAAGCCUGUUCCCAUUGUUUGAAUGAAGAAGUCAGCUGUACAUCUCAUGAAACUUCCCAUCCAUACUGCUUACAGAUUCCUCAAGCUCAGUUUUCACUAGCACUUGCAAUAUCGACCUGGUAAUCAGAUGAGUGGCAGAAGUAGAUGUGGACGUGCUAGUAUGGGAAAGUUGAGCGUGAUGGUCCCUACUGGAAUAAAUGGAGUUUAAAGAAGUGAUGAUUCAUUACAGUAAGACGAGAAACGAGUCCAGAAAUGCUAGCUCUGGCUUACUGGAGAAAGAUCCUAAUAUAACAGUAAUAUUGCGUCUAAUGUUUACUUCCUUUGUUCCUCUAGCGCAACAAAAGCAAGUGGCCGCUGCUAUUACAGGUAACUUUUCUUAGCAUUAUCUUCUCCUGUUUUCUUUCUCCACUUGUGGUGAAUAAUACUUCAUCUUCAGAACAAUUUGCUGCUGCAGCAUGAAACUCUCAUUGUCUUUGGAGAUUUCUGGUGUUUAUGUCUGCAAAGGUUAUAUCUAUGAUGUAUGUCAUUUUUGACCUGAAGGCAGAAGGCCUGGUUAAGGCAGUGAAAGAGUUGUGAAGCAGUUGACAAACCACAUCAUUAAGAGGCCUUUGUUGAGGCGGUAAUUAGCCUAAUACUGUACCAGUCGUGUCUGAUCGACCAAGGUUCGCUAGUUUGCUUAGUGACUAAGCAGGCCUUGUUAGUGCCUUAGCAGCAUGAAGUUGAUGUAGAUUAUCUUUAAGGAGGCAAGACCAGUUUUCAGCUCAGAAAAGCUCCCACUUCCUUUCCUUUCCUAGUCAAAGGCAAAGGUGUGGCUUGUUUUUAUAUUUGUCUGCCACUGUAACGGCUAUAUGAUGUAGAUUGCAUUAGAUAAAAGGGAUUUGGACUGGAUACGGGACAUGGCCUCUCCCUUUCUCAUUCCAAACUCUACUACUACGUUUUAUUAUUGAAUUCCUCACAUGUUCUUUGGACUGCAAACCAUUUGUAUAUUUGCCUCUUUCAGGUCCUGGGAGAUGCUUUCAUUUCCUACGUACGAGGCCUUGAAACUUGAAAGCUUUUUUUUUUAAAGCUUUGUGCCAAUCAGGACGUCUCUUUCUGAUCCAAAAUUCGCCGUCCUCGUUAUGGAAUUCAGCGCCUAGAGGCCGUUUAUUGUUGUCGUGCCUAAUGCAAACAAAAACAUGACGAGGACGCCACCAAAGCUUAAAUAACGGUCUCUUUUGAAUCUUUCUUUCCAGCCCAGUAAAGUCCAAGCUCCGAACUGGAUCCAACUAUCAGGCCCACUUAUUAGAUAUCCAGACCCAGUCAAUUAUCCAAACCCCAGCCGUCUCAAAGCCAACGCCGUCGUUUCUUGCUACACAAAGCUACUUUGUUGCUUUUCCCCUUUUAUAUGUUUCAAUCACCGACGCGCCCAUCUUUCUCUUUCCGUUUAAACCCCAUUUUCCCACCACCACCAGUCCUCUCUUUCCUUAACUCGCUCUGUUUUCCUCCAUUGAUUCCCUCUUCCAAGAACUGUUCUCUUUACAGUCUUGAAUCCCCAACUACCCAGAAGAAAGAAAGCAAACCCCAAUUCAAUCUCCGAUCAAGAUUCUCAACUCGAUGAUUCCUUCCUCCUCCACCUCCGUCCUCUUCUUCCUCCUCCUCCUCCUCACUUCCGCCACCGCCGGAGGCGCAGUAGGCAACCACAGCUUCGAAUUCGACUUCCCUGCCUUCGCCAUCCGAAAUUUCACCCUCCUCGGAGACUCCUACCUCCGCAACGGAGUCGUCGGCCUCACCCGUGACGUCACCGUCCCGACCUCGAGCGCCGGCACCGUCAUCUACAACGACCCGAUUCCCUUCUCCGACCCGGAAUCCGCUCCGCCGUCCGCCGCUUCAUUCUCCACGAGAUUCACCUUCUCAAUCGGGAACGUCAACCCGAGCUCCUUCGGCGACGGCCUCGCCUUCUUCCUGUCCCGCGACAACGAGACCCUCGGCAGCCCCGGCGGCUACCUCGGCCUGGUCAACGCCUCCCGGUUGACCAAGAACAAGUUCGUCGCCGUCGAGUUCGACACCCGGGUCGAUUCCCACUUCGGCGACCCGAGCGAGAACCACGUCGGGUUCGACAUCGACAGCCUGAUUUCGAUCAAGACGGCGGAUCCCCUUUCACAGGGGAUCGAUUUGAAGAGCGGCGAGCAAAUCACGGCGUGGGUCGAAUACGACCACGUUGCAAAAGUCUUGGAUGUCUUCUUGAGCUUCUCGAUUUCCAAGCCGGAAAUCCCUCUCCUCUCCGUCGACGUCGACCUCUCCGACAACCUGAAAGGGAACGUUUACGUUGGCUUCUCCGGGUCGACGGAGGGAUCCACGGAGCUCCACUCGGUUCACAGCUGGAGCUUCAAUAUGACCGGAGAAGGAUCCCUGCUCAGACCCAGAUCGACGAAUCCUCCCCACAACGUCUCCGACAAUUCGAUCGUCAUCCCGUCGCCGGAGAUUCCGUCUUCCGAUUCCGGCAGCAAGAACCACAAGAAGCUCGGAUUGGGGCUGGGAAUCGCCGGCCCUUCCUUCUUCUGCGCGUGCCUCGUGAUUUUCGGGUACAUAUCCGUCAAGAAAUGGCAGAGGACGAGAGGAAGUAGUACCACUACGGGGAAAACAGAGCUGGUGGUGGCUUCCGGGCGGCCGAAGGAAUUCAAUUACAGGGAGGUGAAAUCGGCGACGAGAGGGUUCCAUUCCAGCAGAAUCAUCGGGAAGGGCGCUUUCGGAAACGUCUACAAGGCCUUCUUCGUCUCCACGGGGACAAUCGCCGCCGUCAAGAGGUCCAGACACUCCCACGAAGAAGGGAAAGAAGAGUUCCUCGCCGAGCUCACCAUCAUCGCCGGCCUCCGCCACAAGAACCUCGUCCAGCUCCUUGGAUGGUGCGUGGAAAAGGGCGAGCUCUUAUUAGUCUACGAGCUCAUGCCACACGGCAGCCUCGACAAGGCCCUCCACCACCCCCACGACGGCGGAGCACUCUCGUGGAUGCAGCGGCGAAACGUCGCCGUCGGGCUAGCCUCUGCCCUGACGUAUCUGCACCAGGAGUGCGAGCAGCAGGUGAUUCACAGGGACAUCAAAUCGAGCAACGUGAUGCUGGACGCCAAUUUCAACGCGAGAUUGGGCGAUUUCGGAUUGGCGAGGCUGAUGGACCACGACAAGAGCCCUGUUUCGACUCUGACGGCGGGGACAAUGGGGUAUCUGGCGCCGGAGUACCUCCACUACGGCAAGGCGACGGAGAAGACCGAUGUGUUCAGCUACGGGGUGGUGCUGCUGGAAGUGGCUUGCGGGAGGAGGCCGAUUGAAAGGGAGCCCGAGAGCCAGGGGAUGGUGAAUUUGGUGGAUUGGGUUUGGGGAUUGUAUGGAGAAGGGAGAGUGGUGGAAGCUGCUGAUGAUCGGCUGAAGGGGCAGUUUGAGACUGAAGAGAUGAAGAAGAUGCUGAUGGUUGGGUUGAGCUGUGCCAAUCCGGAUGGCGGCGAGAGGCCGACAAUGAGGAGGGUGCUUCAGAUGUUGAAUGGUGAAGUUGAAGUGAAGGUUCUGGCUAAGAGUAAGCCUACUCUCACUUUCUCUUGUGGGCUGAGCCUUUCUCUUGAGGAUAUUACCUCUGAUUGUGAAUAGGGAUGGGAUUGGGAGGUUCUGUACACUACUGCUGCUGCUAGUUAUGACUUGUACUAUACUUGAUUGUUUGAUUCUUUCAAUCACUUGUUGGUUCUUUAGUUCAGUAGUGUUGUUUGUGUUGAGUGAGUUAGUUGCUGAUUUGUAGUGUUGUUCAAAGCUUUGGAGGAAGGUAGCUUGUAGAUACUGAGAGCUCAAACAUAGUGUUUGUGUUUGCAUUGAACUGAAAGUGUAAAUCUGGUCUCUACCCAGAACGUAAUUCGAACAUUUCAGAUGGUUCCUGAUAAUGAUAAGC